Molecule: messenger RNA, 441 nt
Organism: Microthlaspi erraticum
Lineage: Eukaryota; Viridiplantae; Streptophyta; Magnoliopsida; Brassicales; Brassicaceae
Source: the annotation of a GenBank genome assembly
AUGGCGGUUUCUCUUCCGAACUCGUUUCUCCAAAUCAAUCCAUGUGCUCCUUCUCUGUUAAUUAGAAAGCCGGUUAUGGCGGCGGCGAUUGGCGUGAAAGGAGGGAGAAAACCGGCGGCGAGCAGUCCAGUGGUGGUUCAAGUGACGUGCAGGAAGAAGGAAUUGCAUCCUGAGUUUCACGAGGACGCCAAGGUUUACUGCAACGGAGAGCUGGUGAUGACUACCGGAGGGACGAAGAAAGAGUACGUCGUCGAUGUUUGGUCAGGUAACCAUCCGUUUUACCUCGGGAAUCGAUCGGCGUUGAUGGUGGACGCCGAUCAGGUGGAGAAGUUCCGUAAGAGGUACGCCGGGCUAUCGGAGAUUAUGGAGAUUCCUACACUGAAGGGAGAAAUCGUGAUGCCGACGAAGAAGAGUAAGGGUGCUGGAAAAAAAAAGAAAUGA